Peniophora sp. CBMAI 1063 is the source of this 1208-nucleotide messenger RNA. The record is from the annotation of a GenBank genome assembly. Lineage: Eukaryota; Fungi; Basidiomycota; Agaricomycetes; Russulales; Peniophoraceae.
UACAGGCGCUUGGGCUCGAGAUAGCUCUCGAAGACGUCAUCCUCGUCACCGGUGUAGACCGUACCACCUCUUGGGGCACGGCCGUUUGGACGGAUGCACAUCUCGAUGCCAAAUUCGGUUUGGAUGUUCAAUACGCCGGCGCAGGAGUGCAACUUGCUGCUGAGUUCUCGUGGAAGCAUACGCAGGGCGCUAUGGUCAAUCAUGGUCCCGUAAAUCACCAUCGUCGACCUCUUGCUGCGCUGAACACAAACGUGGCACGCCGUUCUUCGACUGACAGGCCUCUCAAUGAGGAAUGCAAUCAGUCCAUCUUCAUCCGGCAUAUCCGGGCCAAACGCCGUCGUUGGCUGGGACUCAAACUCAAGGCGAAUGGUCAACGCAACGACGAGGAUGAUGAGAGGGUCUCCGAUUCGGACGACGAGUGCAUGCCUGAUGGUUUAGUAUUGGAAAGCUCUCCAGAGCGCCCAGAGUUCUCGGACUGCCUGGAUCCGAUACUAGACCACAUACUUGCGAACUGCGACGCAGACAUGGUCAUCGCGAGCUACGAGGACUUGACAUUGAUGUCUCAGCCUAACGAUCUUGCGUCCUUGCUCGAAGUUCAUGGCGGCUACGGCACGCUGCGAAAUCCCUCUGCGUGUAGGGCUGGAGCUGCGAUUGGCCCGUCAGAGUGUGAUUGUGGUGCCCAGAACCUGUCGUCUUUUGUGACCUCUAAUAGGAAUGAUGAUUCAAGCUCUCAGCACGACAGUGGGCUGUCGGGGAGCACUAUCCCUGAUAGUGCAGGGCAUGUUAAUAUAACGCGAGAUAGCGCUGGUACACAGAGUUCCAUUCAUACUCGAAGAACAUCUUUGCAAAAGCGCAACCACCGACGUGCAGCGAACGCGCCGUACCCACCACAGCCUCCGGAUUCCUCGUCGUCGUCGGGGGUGACUCGUCGCCAAACCUCAUCCUCGACCGCGCGUCGAAAGGCGCGUUUGGUCAGGACUGUGCAGCCUGACCCCGGCGCCGCUGUCUGCAAAGCCGACUGCGACCAACAAUUGCACCGCAGUCUUGCUUUACAAGUGUCGCAUUCGUUCACCGCGCCUGCCAUACCGUACAACUCUCCUGAGGGCGCCUACGUGCAGUCUCCCGCGGAUGUAGCGAUUGUUGUCAGAGACCGUAUUCCCGCCAUUCGACAGCCUUUGCGAGCCUUGAAUACCAAUACCUGGUCAUGA